Messenger RNA from Hemicordylus capensis (graceful crag lizard), 3252 nucleotides. RefSeq names its product TOX high mobility group box family member 2 (gene TOX2). Lineage: Eukaryota; Metazoa; Chordata; Lepidosauria; Squamata; Cordylidae. Gene Ontology annotation, molecular function: chromatin DNA binding. Gene Ontology annotation, cellular component: nucleus. Gene Ontology annotation, biological process: regulation of transcription by RNA polymerase II. The record is from RefSeq and is a predicted model, not a curated record. The transcript is spliced from 10 exons. Bases 661 to 2145 code for a protein of 494 amino acids.
GUGGGGAGUGGAGGGAGCCGGGGACGGGGUGCAAAGGGGCGGCCGAGGGGUUGCCGCCGCCUCCGCCGCCUCCGCCUUGGACCGUGCACUCAGCAGGCCCUUCCCUCCCCCCGGGGCUGCCGCUGCUGCACCUUCGCCCCGCACUGGAGGAGGUCGCGUCGGCUCUUGCAGGGCACCGCGCGUGGACACCGCGCGGCGCGGGACUUGUCACCGCCAGCAGCGCUCCCCGCUCGGGGCAGUGCAAGAGUUGGCUCAGUCGCACCCUUGAGCAAAGCGCCCCCUUGUACCCCCGCCGUUGGAGAGGCUCUGCGCCGCUGGGGAGGGAAACGUCCUGCCUUUUGCAGCAGGUCUCUUUGCAAGUAGCCCCGAAGUCCCAUAGCCAGCUCGUCUGCCUGCCUGCCUGCCUGCCUGCUUUAUGGCCAGCCGUAAGGGGGAAAGUAGCAAGCGCUUCCAAACAAAACAAAAUAAUCGAGACUGAAACUUCUCCUCCUCUGGGGAGCCAAGUGCUGAAGGUAGCAAGCGAGCGGCUGCAUCCUGCAGGAGGGAAUUUCAAAACUAUUUCGCUUAAGACGAGCUCCCGGGCUGCCUGUUUGCUUGGGAGCUGCAAGAGACCAUUCUCUCUCCUAUCUUGGAAACGAGGGAGAGUUUGACGGAGAGAACAUGUAUAUGGGAAUGAAUGACAAUAACCAGGAGUUUCUCUCAGCAAAUCAGACAUACAAUGGUCAGAGUGAGAAUAAUGAAGACUAUGAAAUUCCUCCUAUUACUCCUCCUAACCUCCCAGACCCUUCCCUCCUUCAUUUGGUGGAUCAUGAAACUGGAUACCAUUCACUGUGCCACAGUCUCCCUCCAAAUAGCCUGAUACCAGCAUACUCCUACCAGAAUAUGGACCUUCCAGCCAUCAUGGUGUCUAAUAUGUUGAGCCAAGAUGGACACCUCCUCUCUAGUCAACUGCCUACUUCAUUAGAUUGCCUUCCACUGAGGUCCAUGGGACUGCACAGGAGUAACUAUUUGCAGCAUGUGAUCCAGGAGAUGGUCCACUCAGACGCCACUUCCUAUGAGUCCAACCAUCAAGUUCCCCUGAUCAAUCGACCAGGGAUGUUAACCGGUCACAUGAGUGCCCUCAGCCAGUCACAGCUGAUUUCUCAGAUGGGUUUGAGGAGCGGUGUUACCCAUGGUUCCCCAUCACCCCCAGGAAGCAAAUCUGCUACACCAUCUCCCUCCAGUUCUACUCAGGAAGAGGAGACAGAAUCACAUUAUAAGGUAACUGGAGAGAAGAGACCAUUGACAGAUCUGGGCAAAAAACCUAAAAACCAAAAGAAGAAGAAAAAGAAGGAUCCCAAUGAACCCCAGAAGCCAGUGUCCGCAUAUGCCCUUUUUUUCCGAGACACACAAGCAGCUAUCAAAGGACAAAACCCCAAUGCUACCUUUGGAGAUGUAUCAAAAAUUGUUGCAUCAAUGUGGGACAGUUUAGGAGAAGAACAAAAACAGGCAUAUAAAAGGAAAACCGAAGCAGCAAAGAAGGAGUAUCUAAAAGCACUAGCAGCCUACCGGGCCAGCUUGGUUUCCAAGAGCUCAGCUGACCAGGGGGAGACAAAAAGUGCCCAAACCAAUCAACCAACAAAAAUGAUCCCACCAAAACAGCCCUUGUAUACAAUGCCACCGCAGGCCUCAUCACCUUAUCCCGGCUUGGGCUCCUUCCUGUCCCCAUCAGAUCUGCAGAGCUACCGUGGACACCCUCACCCCAGCCUCUCCAGGACCCUCAAUUCCAAGCCCAUGUUGCCCAGCAUCAGUGCCUCUCCACCUCCUUCUUUCCAGAUCAGCCCCCCUCUCCAUCAGCAGCUCUCUUUGCACCACCCACAGAGCUCCAUCCUCAACCAGUCCCUCAGCAUGCAGCAGGUCCCCCAGCAGCCCAUCUUGUCUCCUUCCAUGGCACUACAGGUACAGCCCCCAAUGAACUCUUCACCACCAGGCCAGCAGGACUUUUCACAUAUUUCACCCGAGUUUCAGAACAGUGUUGGACCGCGAUCACCUGGUGCAUCAAACCCCCCGGGAAAUACCGAGUGGGACAACGAGUACCCCAGCAGAGAGUGUGGGAUUAACCACUGCAGCAUGCUGCCAAGGGACAAGUCACUCUACCUCACUUAAACCCUGAUAUCUCCAUUCUGCAAAGGUGAAAAGGAAGGACAUUAAAGAGGGUCUGUGAUACAGGCUAUCCCGAUGGGCAUCAAGCAAGUCACAUGGACAAGAGAGCACCUCGCCUUUGGCUUCAUAUCCCGGCUCUAAGAGCAGCCUAUUCCUCCUCUCCUCCUCCUCCCUUUCUUUCUCUUUCUUCUCAGAAGUCUACUGUACCUGGAAGCCAGCCUUGCAUAAAUCAUGAAGAACAAAAUUUACAAAGGACCACCCCCACCCUAUCCCCACCCCCGCCUAUGUACGCCUUUCUCUGCUUGCCACCAGCUUAGCUAUGGACCAUUUUCCUAGCAAACUGCUUUUUAGAUUCAGCACAGAUCCGGGCACAGCGCUCAAAGGCAUUAGGCUUGGCUCAGCAGGAGGAGACACUCUUUUGACUUGCUAAACAGCACUAAACUUUGUGCAAGACAAAUGUGAAGUCUGUGUGAAUAUUGUACAUGCAAAAGGCCUCCGAUGUCUGGCAAAAAAAAAAAUUAAAAAAUAAAAAUAAAACCUAUUGUUAGGAGGUUGGGUGGACUGAGCAGAUGGGAAGCAGAAGUGCAAAUAUGAGAGGGAAACAAUGUGAAAAAAGACCAUGAGAAAUAUAAUUUGUUGGAUAGUUGUAAGUAGCUUACUAAAUGUUUUAGAACUGUGCUAAAGACAUCUUUAAGAUUUUUUUGUGGAAGAAAAUUAGUAGUUUACUUUAUAGUAAAAGCAUUUUAUAUUAAUUGUAGCACAUUUUUUAGUUAUACAUAGAAUGGAGAUGUGUAUAAAAAAAAACCCUGCCAAACUUGUUUCUAUUAUUUGUACAGCAAGAAAUGGACAAUUUAUAUCCAUGCUAUAUGGCAUUAUUAUAUUUUUUUCAGCCAUAUGUCCAUCUAUUUAAAAUUGCUGACAAGGAUUUUUGUCUAUUUAUGAAAAAUUAGAAAGCAGAAUUACAGUUUAUGAAAAGUGCGUUUUCCAUGGAUUUUUUUUAAUUAUUAUUUUUAUUUUCUUUGUGGUGCUGUUUCACAGUACCUGCACAUUUGGCUCACAAUGCUUAUCUUACCUUUCUUUAUAAUAAAACAUAUGAAAAGUAGAAACAAA